UAAUGUCACGGGUGUUCAAGUUGUUCUCAUUGCAACAUUUUUUUCUAAUCGGAUUGUUAGCGGUCUAUUAUUGGUAAAAUUUGGAAUAACUACACGGCUACCAAUAGUCACUUCGCAAGUCAGUUAUAAACCACCAAUAAAUUUAUUUUAUUACCAUUCCUGCUUUUGAUAAAUGGAAACAAACUGCAAAUCAGCGUUUAUAUCUGAUUGCAAGUUGUGGUUGUAUUGUAAUAAUUUAUAGAUUUUUAGACUGUAAUUUUAAUGUAGUUUGCCCAACACAAAUAAAUAGGUAUAUAUAUUGUGAUUAAUCAAAUUAGUGCGUUAUUAAGUGACAAUAGGUGAUAAGUGAUACAGUUCAUCCUACUCAAUUUACAUUACAAAAAGUUGCACUAACUUUUAUUUUUUUAUAAUGGAAAAUAAAACAGAUUUCGACUAUCCCCAUACCUUUAUCUUGUUGGGUGCAUCAGGAGAUCUUGCUAAAAAGAAAAUAUAUCCAACGAUUUGGUAUUUAUAUCGAGAUAACGUGUUGCCGGAAAAAACUAGAUUUGUUGGUUAUGCCCGUACGAAGCAGACUUUGGAAGAAGUAAAGGAGAAGUGCAAAAAGUACAUUAAAGUACGACCUGGAGAAGAAGAUCAAUAUGAGAGAUUCUGGGCAUGUAAUGAUUAUGUGGCGGGAUCUUACGAUAAACGUAUUGAUUACGAACUUCUUAAUCAGUCUAUCACAAAGUAUGAAAAAGGCCCUGUAGCCAAUCGUAUUUUCUACUUGGCCGUUCCGCCUACCGUUUUUGAAGAUGUUACUGUGAAUAUAAAAAAUGCUUGUAUAUCUAUCAAAGGCUAUACUAGGAUUAUAAUAGAGAAACCUUUUGGCAGAGAUGCAGAGAGUUCUGACAAGCUGAGCAACCAUUUGGCUGGGCUUUUUAGAGAAGAGCAGCUUUACAGAAUAGAUCAUUACUUGGGGAAAGAAAUGGUACAAAAUCUUAUGACCAUUAGAUUUGCCAACCAGAUAUUUAAUCCUUCCUGGAAUAGAGAAAAUAUUGCAUCUGUUCUGAUCUCAUUUAAAGAGCCUUUUGGUACAGAAGGUAGAGGUGGGUACUUUGAUGACUUUGGCAUUAUUCGUGAUGUAAUGCAGAACCAUCUUCUGCAAAUCCUUUCAUUGGUUGCUAUGGAAAAGCCAGUGUCUUUGAACCCCAAUGAUAUCAGAGAUGAAAAGGUGAAAGUUCUGAGGCAUAUCAGGCCUAUUGAACUUGAUGAUAUCCUGAUUGGCCAGUAUGUAAGUAACCCUGAUGGCCAAGGUGAAGAAACCCUUGGAUAUCUUGAUGAUCCUACAGUGCCUAAAGGCUCAAUAACACCAACAUAUGCUCUGGCAGCAUUACAUAUCAACAAUGCUAGAUGGCAAGGAGUGCCAUUUGUACUGCGCUGUGGGAAAGCUCUAAAUGAAAGGAAAGCUGAAGUGAGGGUCCAGUUCAAGGAUGUGCCUGGUGAUAUUUUUAAUGGCCAUGCAAAGAGAAAUGAACUUGUUAUUAGAGUUCAACCUGGUGAAGCUUUAUAUUUGAAAUUCAUGAGUAAAUCUCCUGGCAUGAAGUUUGAUCUGGUGGAGACAGAGUUGGAUUUGACAUACAGCAUGCGUUAUAGUGGUGCUGAUGUUCCCGAUGCUUAUGAGAGAUUGAUAUUGGAUGUUUUCACUGGUACCCAGAUGCACUUUGUUCGUAAUGACGAAUUGAAGGAAGCUUGGCGGAUUUUCACCCCAGUUUUGAAGCAGCUGGAACAACAACAUAUUAAGCCUCUUCCUUAUGUGUAUGGGUCUAGAGGGCCCCAAGAAGCUGAUGCGACACUGUCUAGCUAUGACUUCAAAUACUCAGGUUCUUACAAGUGGAAAAAACCAGCUUCAUCUUAAUGUUUACAUCACAAAUUCUAUGGUGUCGGUUUGUUGUUAUUUUGGUGAUAUUCUGUUGUAACUUUAAUUUUAAGAACAAACAUAAUAAUAUUGAGGAUUCCUAUAUUUUAGAUGCAUUUUACAAUAAGUCAUUCCAAUUUUUGCCUAUUGUUAAUGGUCUUUGUACUUGUAGGUCAUUUUAAGGUUAAAUGAAAACUGCUGAUUAAGAGUCAUAUUUUUUUAAAUAUUUAGUAAUUGCAACAUUCCAUUAUAUUUAAUAAAUGUUUGUAUUAUUCACAUGUAUUUUUGCAUGUCUGUUAUAAAAUUUUAUUAUUUAAUAUACCUACUUGCAAUAUGUAUAGUUAAUCAUGUGUGUUGUGUUAGUGCCUUUCAUGAUGUCUAACAUCUCAAAAAUGUCUUUCAGGUAUACUUUGUAACUUAGCUGUGAUAAAGAAUUCCUACAAUACAUACCUAAAUUUUUAUGACAGUGUUUGUACCAGUAGGUAUAACAAGUAGAGUGUAGCUUUUAAUUAUACAGAGGUCACUUCGCUUCACCUUGAAACAAUCUGCAUGUGUUCUGUAAUAGUUUGACCUUUUAGAUAAAGUUAAGGUAGAUAUUUUACUAAUAAAUCUUUCAUUAUUAUAUAAUAUUGCAUUUCAGUAACACAUUACAGAUAAGACCUGAAUGAUUGAUCAUAAAACUUGUACAAUUUGUCUUGAUUUCUAAUAAAAAAAUUGUCAAUUUCAUAAUUAUAUUUUAUCAGUGUCUUAUUCAGUAUCUUUGCUAAAUAAUAUGUUCAACGCAGUACCUACUAGUCCAUAUCUUAAGUAGUUUUUUGCACAUGAUUGAAAGUCAUCUUCAGAUUAACUGAUCAGUAAAUUGCCAAAUCAUGCAUUAAAAUAUGACUGUUAUUAUAUAAAGUAUUUUUGAUAAUAAUUGAUCUUCAAGUGCUAAUACAUUGAAUGAUCUGCACUGUUGAUAAGCUGAUAAUGUGUUACUAUCUAAUCUAACUAUGCUAAUCUGGUUUAUGAAUAGUCUAUUAAACAUGACAAGUAAAUUACAAAUAACUUAAGGCAUGCCAUAGGGGUUUUGUAAAAGAACAAUAUUUUUUAUUUGAGAAAUGUAAAAAUAUUCUUUUCAAUAUUUUUGCCUAUAAUUUAUGUUGUUAAAAUGGACAUUAGUAUUUGGUUUCAUGUAUAUUUCCAAAUUCUGUCUCGAUUAUUGACUGUUUUUUUUAUUGUGCUUUUGUUUACAUUUAUACCUCAUUUAUACCUAAUGCUUAUUGGAUUUGUAUAACACUGUUUUCUUUAUAAUAAGUUAAAUUAUAAUAUUUAAGUUGGCUAGAACUAAAAAAGAGAGAGCUUGCUAGAAUUUUUACAAUAUACAUAGUAUACCUACAUGAAUGCAUAUAUUUUUCAUGGCUUAGGGCUUUGGCUAUGUCAACAAAAAUAGAGUCUUCCACAAUGAAAAUAGUAUUAACCUAUUUUUUUAUAUGUAAAUGACAAUUAUUUUACAAAAUUAAAGAUCAGGCAAUCAGUA
Molecule: messenger RNA, 3413 nt
Organism: Plodia interpunctella (Indianmeal moth)
Lineage: Eukaryota; Metazoa; Arthropoda; Insecta; Lepidoptera; Pyralidae
Gene: Zw
Product: Zwischenferment
Exons: 1
Coding region: 410-1894 (494 amino acids)
Biological process (GO): glucose metabolic process; pentose-phosphate shunt, oxidative branch
Cellular component (GO): cytosol
Molecular function (GO): glucose-6-phosphate dehydrogenase activity; NADP binding
Source: RefSeq, a predicted model, not a curated record